This is a messenger RNA of Eupeodes corollae, 1107 nucleotides long. RefSeq lists its product as uncharacterized. Bases 485 to 997 code for a protein of 170 amino acids. The record is from RefSeq and is a predicted model, not a curated record. The transcript is spliced from 2 exons. Lineage: Eukaryota; Metazoa; Arthropoda; Insecta; Diptera; Syrphidae.
AAGUUUUCGAUUUCCAUGAAAUUAGACCAAAUUUCCUGUGUAACUAUUUCUAACCCUGAAAUGUUGAAAAAAAAAAACAAACUUAAGAUCGGAACCAUUCAUGCCAGGCGUCGUGCAUUAAAAAAAGAAUCUUAGUAAUAUUUCUUUUAUUGAAAUUUGUUUGGAUUUGGCACUCGCAUUCAGAAAAUCACUAGGUAUUGAUUCAUUGCCUGUUGCGCUGCCAAGUUUUAUGUUAUGGUGGUGUUUUAAACUAAAUCUUUUUCAAAAAAAAAAAAAAACAUACAGUAACCGUAAGAUUCUUAUACAAUAUACACAUACAUGCGGUGAGGGGUAUAAGGAAAACAAACUUUUAAAAAAGUAUAUGCACUUGUAACUAACAAAUUUCAGUUACUUUGGAAACAUAUGUACAAAAAAAAUAAUAAUAAAAAGUGAGUUCUGCCAAAUAAGUUGAUUUUUGUUAGCAACUAAAAUAAAAACUAGAAAAAUGAUAAAAACCUUAAAAAUCCGCAAUACCUCAUACAAGCCAAAUCUUGAAAAUGAAGGACAACUUAUCCAACCAUUACCUUGUCCACCACCACAAAAAACUAAAGGGAUAUGGUUUCAAGAACUUAAACCACAUGAACGUUUAUUUUAUCAUCAAACUUUAAAUUCGGUUCGAAAAAGUAUACGCUAUUGUGCUAAUCCCAAUAUUCCUCGUGAUUAUUUAGAUUUUAAUUUACAAUCGCGAUAUCAUCAUGCUGAAGAAUUAUUUCCUGAAAAAGUCGAUACAGUUCUUCAGAGAGAAACUAUUUGUGAAGAGACAUUUCGUGUAUUGAGGAAUACAAAAAAUGUAAUUGUAAAGAAUCCCGAUCCAUUGGGUCAUCCAUUAGUAAUCAGUGGAAUAAAAGAAAAAAUAUCUCCACAUAGUGUAAAGCUGAUCAAUAGUGGACACCGUACUCAACUUACCAAUAAUGGUUUCUCAAGACAACCAGCUGAUGGAAAUUUCUUCCACUACUAAAGCAACAAAGAAAAAAUCUUAUUUUACAUCAAAUAAAUUUCUUUAUUUGUAAAAUUUAAAAAAAAAAAUUAAAUGAACAGAAACUUUAUAAAGAAGGUUCUUCUUCUAAU